GACAAGAAGUUGGGACGGCAGCGCACUGAGAUCAGCAACAUUUCUUCAACGACUUGUGGAUGAAAACUGGAUCAAAGAUCCAUCGAUCACCAACUUUUUGAAAGCCAUGCGCCUUUUCGGGGGCUGCCUGUUACUCGCGCUGGUUUCAUGCAGAAAUGGAGAGAAGACCGGAGAGUUGAAUCCGGCUGCGGGACACGUCCUGCAUAACGAUGACAGGAACUUCUCAAAACUGGAUCACAUGAAACAAGAGCCUUUUCAGCAGCGACAACAAGCCCUGCCAGAUUCCACCUUUAAUCUGAGGGUCCAGGUGAACGACAUGCUAAGUCAUCAGGAACUGAGUCAGGCAGUUGUAGAGGUCUUCGUCAACUACACCAAGAACAACACAGCUUUGAGCGGGGUGGACGGCAGCACUUUGCUUCAUGUUCCUUAUCACUCAGGGCUGCCCAUCACGGUCGUAGCCAACAAGGCUGGCUACAUCCCUGCACUGCUACCAUGUCAAACCAACAGAAUACCAAUCUUUUCAUCCGCGACUGUGUCAAUGCUCAGUCUCACUCAGGGCAGCAUCUGGCUCUUUGAAGAUUCAGUCCUGAUCACUGGAAAAACAGCUGACACUUCAUCUCAGCCCAUCGUCAGGUUUCCAAAAAGCCUCCUGAACCUCACAGACAGCGGCAACCUCACCUCAGUUAAAGCCUACGUCACUAUUCCUGACCUGACUUCAGAGCAGGGCGGCUCUCUGAAUACACAGGGCAUCAUCAUCUCCAAAUCAGAACACGUCAGUGUGGAGCUGAGCCCGCUGGCGGCCGUCAGUGUGCAGCUUUUCUCCGGAGACAUGGAACUGAACAUAGGCGGGCACGUCCAGAUCAGCCUCAGAGUUCCAGAUAGUCGUGGACUUCAGACUUCAGAUGUUGUUCCAGCGUGGUUCUUCAACAGGACUGUUGGUGGUUGGAUGCGGAAAGGACUUGGGAAGGUGAUGUCAGUAGAUGGAAAACUGAUGUGGACUUUCACUGCUCCUCACCUGGGUUACUGGAUCGCAGCACCUUUGUCAUCGACCAGAGGUUUUUUCGAUCUCGCCGUGCCCGUUGACUUUAUCUUCCAUCAUUUCUUUCUCCUGAUGGUUCUCUUUGGAGGAACGCUUGUUACCAUCAUCUGUCUUCUGUUUGGACUCUUAUAUUACUGCAGAAGGGAGCCAAGUGACAGUAAAGCAACCAAGAUCCAGCCAGUGAUAAGAAAAGACCAAACCACCUCUACCUGCGAUGAUGAUGUCUGUGAGGCAUCUUCAGGGGAUGUCUGUGAUCCACAGGAUGGUCAGAACCAGGUGGAACAGGGGGAUAAUCAACGCAAUGCCUCCUUUAUGUCGAAGCAUAACAGUAAUAUCAUAGUCAGCCCCACUGCUGUGGCCAUUGCAGUGGAGUGUAACGAACUGGAGCUCAACGCUGACCUGAGUGAUCUAACAUUUUCACACAAGAGCUCAGAGCAAGUCAGACUUCCUGCAUCUCUCACAGACAACUUUUUCUUCUACAACCAGCCUGUUGCCAUUCUUCCUGCUCCAGCUUUCUUUCAGCUGGAGGAGCACCUGGAGCAGGCUCAAUGGAGCAAGUCGGCCACUCUCCCACGAGUGGGUGCUUCAAACGGUGCUGCCACAGAGCCUAAAGGUACAUUUCCCACCCAGAGCCAGGUAGCAGAAACUGAGGAUCAGCAUGAGGUUGUAGAGAGCUCUCAGGAUGCAGGCUCCGCCAACACAUCCAGGGUUCCUUUCAGUCUCCCAGAGUCACUAUCAGUACCAGGGACGUUGAAUAAAAUCAGGGAAGGCCGCCACUCGGUGAAUACCCUGGUGGGAUUAUCGAAGAUCCCCUCACCUCAGCCUUCUCGGGCAUGGUUUGUAUCACUGGAGGGAAAACCUGCGGCUGAGAUCCGUUAUUCUGUGUCAGAGCAGCAAAGGAGACGGAGGCCCAUUGAGAGUCGAGAAACCAGUUUAGACUCAGGAGUGGACAUGAGCGAACUAAACCAGAACUCUGGUAGAAGGGCUGUAACGCUGGAGCGAAAUGCUACUUUUGUCAAAAGCAAACAGACACCAAAACAGUAAAAAGCUGCCCGUCUGCCAGCAGAUGCAUGGAGAAAAGUCAGCAUUUCAAAGCAGAGUGUACACGGCUGGUGGAAAUAUUACAGGCAAAAUCCUCUCAUCCUGGAAUCUCUUACACCAACAAGAGUGUCAAAUUACAACAUACAAGUGCAACAGACGACAAGUGUUCAGUUUUUAACUUGUGCACUCAAAGAAUAACAUAUAGUGACUAAAGGUUAUGCAUUGUCUUUUAUUUGUUUGAAAGUCUAUUAAUGUGUUAUUAAAUGAACAUAGAGGAUUGACCUAGAUCAUAUUAACACUGUCAGACUAUAACUGAGGAAGUUUUGCUCAGAUUUGAAUGCUUACUUACGUGUUGUUAUUGUAAUGCUGUAUAUAUUAUAUACUGGGCCUUAAAAUGAAAAAAACUCUUACAUGCCACAAUAAAGAGAUUUAUUUA
Messenger RNA from Melanotaenia boesemani (Boeseman's rainbowfish), 2516 nucleotides. RefSeq names its product protein FAM171B-like. The transcript is spliced from 8 exons. Lineage: Eukaryota; Metazoa; Chordata; Actinopteri; Atheriniformes; Melanotaeniidae. The coding region runs from base 107 to 2083 and encodes 658 amino acids. The record is from RefSeq and is a predicted model, not a curated record.